AAAGUAUAUAGCGGGCGUGGCGGCGAGGGCGUCAGUAGAGCGAGCCGCGCCACAGCUGCCUCACCACCGCCACGGCAGUGUCAACACGCGGUCGAAAGUGAACAGGGUUUUCUAGACUCAGCGUCUAUAGGCCCUGGUGAGUCCUCACUGAGACCCACUGUACUGGCUAGCAGCAGUGUUAUACUGAAUCUGUGACACCCACCGUAACCCUCAUGGCGGCGGUGUCUGAGGAGUGCCUGGCCGUAGUGCCACAGCCGGUGCCACCUGUCUCCCUCAUGGACGACGAGGUAACCACCAGCGACAGCGAGGCCUCAUCCAACGAAAUGGUGAUUCUGGAGAGCAGCCCCAAGGGCCUGGCAGGGCAGCAUACCCGCCUGCCAGCCCAGACCAGCCUGCCCCUGGAGCUGGCCGCCAAGCUUGAGCGUCAGGACUCCGACGACAGCGUGGUCAGCAGCACGGAGGAGGAAGGCAUCCAGGCAGACUCCGCGCCCGAGGUGUGUGAUGUUGUUGAGACCCGCAUCGGCGAGGAGCUGGAGCCCCGCUCCGAGCGCUCCUCCAGCGUGGUGUCCGACGGCAGCGAGGAAGGCGGCCGGGACUCGGGCAUCGAAGCGGAGCGCGAGCCUGACAUGAUAGUGCCAGACGAGGAGCAGAUGUCGCGCAUCGUGGCCCAGGUGGAGUUCUACUUCAGCGACGCCAACGUGGCCAAGGACAAGUUCCUGCUGAAGCACAUCCGGCGGAACAAGGAGGGCUACGUGUCGCUCAAGCUUGUGUCUUCCUUUAAGAAGGUAAAGCAGCUUACCAAGGACUGGCGGGUGGUGUCCUACUCACUCAACAAAAAGUCUUCCAAGAUCCAGAUCAAUGACCUGGGUACCAAGAUUCGCCGCGUGGACCCGCUGCCAGACCUGGAGGAGGUGCCUGUCACCUGCGCCGUGCUGGCCCUCGCCCUGCCCCUCGCCAAGCCCAGUAUUCAAUCAGUCUCCGAACUGUUUUCCUCAUGUGGUGAUAUCGCCUUCAUCCGCGUGGUGCGGGCCGGCACCGCCAUCCCGCAGGACCUCAAGGGGCUGGCCGCCAAGCAUCCCGCCCUCUCAGACACCAACUGUGCCUGGAUCGAGUUCGAGACGCCGGAAGCUGCCAAGACCGCCACGGAAAUGAACACGGAGGAGGGACUCAAGGUCGUCCCUAUCCUACCCGAGGCUCAGAAGAAGCCCGAGAAGGCGCCUCAGCAGAAGGGAUCGCAGCCCAAUAGCCGCAAGAACAGCGUGACGAGCAACAGCGGCUACGGCAGCCCCAUCAACAAGGGACCCCCGAGCCGCAAGAACAGCGUCGGCACCAAGAGCCGCAAGGACAGCGGCCUCGGCUCUGAUGUGGAGAUCCCUAUGCCCCAGCCCAGGUACCCGCGCCGCAAGUGUCUCUCCCUGCCGCAGACACAGUCUCCCAAUCUGAAGGAACUGUCCGCGGUGGUUGAGGCUCGCAAGAACAGGCCAAAGAGCAAGUCCUGCACCGAGUUCCAGCUGGGGUCCCCGCCCCCUACCUCGUGGGUACAACGGAACCUGCUGGCAGCCGCCGCGGCCUCCGCCGCCUCAGCAGCCUCCCCAGUAGUGGGUUCACGACCUCCUCUCACUCGGCCGAACCGUGUCUCCCAGGGGUCUCUGCCAGUCCCUGAGGGAGUGCUCAGGUUCCCCAAGGGCCCGGAUGGUUCCAAGGGCUUCAGCCCCAUACACCGGCGCCGCACCGUGAGCACGCAAGAAACCGUCCCCCGCCCCGGCAGCCCCAGCGCCCGGGGCAGUGAUACCGGCAGCAGCCCUGCCACACCUAGUGAUAAAACCUCUGCCACCACCCCUGCCCCUACCCCCGCCACUAACACUGCCACCACCCCUGACAUCACCACCACCACUAACACUUCCAAGAGCAAUGACAGCGGCAACGUCAGCAGCAGCAGCAGCAUUACCGCCAAAAGAAGCGGAAAUAGCGAAAACAGCAGCAGCAACACCGACGGCAGCUAGAGCGACGGCGACCUAACGAGGGCGGCGGCGUGGCGGGCCGGGCGCCGCCGCCCCACACUACCGGCGCCACCUCUCCCUUCCACUCACUCUCCGCGCCGUGCCCACACCUUGCCUCACGCUCACCCUCGCUGGGCACGGCCACGCCUCGCCCUUCCCUGGCGCCCCAUGCCUGGCGUCCCCGGCAGCCCCGCCGCGAACAGGCGGGGGCCGAGGGACGGGGCGGGGCGCCGCGCUGGUGGUGGGUCUCGCUGGCUACUGGUGGAUGUCUUCUAUCCUUUCUACAUAAUUUUUUUACCACAUCAAUAUUUUUUGUAUAUAUGCACUAUUUAUACGACGAGUCUCUGUACAUACUAGCUUUUGUCAUUAUUUAUUUAUACUAUUAUUAUUUAAGGUGAAAUAGAGCGUCUUUUGUAGAA
Molecule: messenger RNA, 2419 nt
Organism: Scylla paramamosain (green mud crab)
Lineage: Eukaryota; Metazoa; Arthropoda; Malacostraca; Decapoda; Portunidae
Product: la-related protein 6-like
Exons: 1
Coding region: 213-2003 (596 amino acids)
Biological process (GO): RNA processing
Cellular component (GO): nucleus
Molecular function (GO): mRNA binding
Source: RefSeq, a predicted model, not a curated record